This is a messenger RNA of Manis pentadactyla (Chinese pangolin), 4203 nucleotides long. It is a transcript of the gene GCH1, whose product is annotated as GTP cyclohydrolase 1. The transcript has 6 exons. Gene Ontology annotation, cellular component: cytoplasm. Gene Ontology annotation, molecular function: zinc ion binding; GTP cyclohydrolase I activity; GTP binding. The record is from RefSeq and is a predicted model, not a curated record. Gene Ontology annotation, biological process: tetrahydrofolate biosynthetic process; tetrahydrobiopterin biosynthetic process. The coding region runs from base 1048 to 1839 and encodes 263 amino acids. NCBI's taxonomy places the organism in Eukaryota, Metazoa, Chordata, Mammalia, Pholidota, Manidae.
AAAUAAUCUCUCGAGUGAAAAAGCCCACUGUUUAAUCUUAAAGAAAACAAAGCAAAUGUCACCGGUUAAGAGUCCAGUUGACCAGUAACAUUUCACAAUUUGUACCAACAACAGGGGAAAGGAGCUUAGUACGUCACUCUAAAAAGACCAUCCAGCACCAAAUUUCCAAAUUGCGUUUCAGAACUCAAAUGCGUUUUUGAUGAAAGCCCUAACUUUUCUUCCCUUUCACAUCAAUUUCUCCAGGGUCAAAGUUCUGGCCACCACAAAUACCAUCCUCCUAGACAAAGGGACUCACAUAAGGGCCAUUCGUGUUAACAGUCCCUCUGACAGCGACCAGAGGGUUAACGUUAGGUGGCAGGUACGCUGGAAACAUUUUCACUAACCAAUGCGAGUUUCAAGUCAUAUUAAUUGUCUUGCCUUAAAAGCGUAAGAGUUGAUUUCCAUGUCACAUCUUAACCUAGUCCCUUCCCAGGCGAGGCCACUCGGUUGCUCAUCUUUCACAGGACAGGGGAUCAGAGUACUUCGGGGGCAGUGUUCCCUUUACCCAAAGAGGCGAGGGCUGACCGGGCUCCCAUACCGUCCCUCCCCCGUCUAGGUUCCAGCUCCGCGCAAUCGCCUGCUUUCAGACUUGGUUCAUUCCUCAUUGACCUGAGGAGUCCAACCUACUACCGCCGGCUGGCGCGGGAGGGGCUCGGGAGCAGGGCUGCAGCGCAGCCCAAGGCGCCAAGUUGCCCCGACCUUCCCGAGCCCCGCCGCUUGCUGUCCGCCGCUCAGCCCUGACUCCUCUCCAGGCUGAAGGCCGAGCUAGGGAGCGGGGCGAGCGCCGUGACGCAGGAGGGAUCCGGCCAAUGGGAACGCCCCGCGGCGCCGGCCCCACCGCCCGCCUAUAAAGAGAAGUCCUGGGGGCUCUUCAGUCUUCGCUGAACCGGGCUCUGGGAGUGUCGCUGUUUGGUAGCUGCCUCCCUCAGGUGACUCCGGCCACCAGCGAAGUUUAAUCGUAGUCCCUGACGGGCCCAGGGUCCCUCCUGAGCUGCAGCGGGGGAUUCCAUGGAGAAGGGCCCGGGGCGGCAGUCUGCGAAGCCGCGGGGCGCCAGGUGCAGCAAUGGGUUCCCUGCGGGGGAGUCGCCGCGGCCGGGGCCAAGCCCGCCCGCCGAGGAGCCGCCGCGGCCGGAGACCAAAAGCGCCCAGCCGGCGGACGGCUGGAAGGGCGAGCGGCCGCGCAGCGAGGAGGACAACGAGCUGAACCUCCCCGACCUGGCGGCCGCCUACACGUCCAUCCUGCGCUCGCUGGGCGAGGACCCCCAGCGGCAGGGGCUGCUCAAGACGCCGUGGAGGGCGGCCACCGCCAUGCAGUUCUUCACCAAGGGCUACCAGGAAACCAUCUCAGAUGUCCUAAAUGAUGCUAUAUUUGAUGAAGAUCAUGAUGAAAUGGUUAUUGUGAAGGACAUAGAUAUGUUUUCCAUGUGCGAACAUCAUCUAGUUCCAUUUGUUGGAAAGGUCCAUAUUGGUUAUCUUCCUAACAAGCAAGUGCUUGGCCUCAGCAAACUUGCAAGGAUUGUAGAAAUCUAUAGUAGAAGAUUACAAGUUCAAGAGCGCCUUACAAAACAAAUUGCUGUAGCAAUCACAGAAGCCUUACAGCCCGCUGGAGUUGGGGUAGUAGUUGAAGCAACUCAAAUAAAAAUAAUUAACACAGGGUUGAACCCUUUACUUUCUUCUUGUCACCUUUUAGUGGCAACUUGCAAGCAAACUGCCAACAGUUUAAGUUGUGUGCACAACAUCACUGCCAUUCAGGUAACCUGGGAAGGGAACAGGAUGCAUGCAUGUAUUUUGUUCAAAUAGUGUGGUCAUUUGGUUCGUAAGCAUAGGAGUAUUGGGAAUGGGAGAAAACUAUGGCCAAUAUACUGGUUUUUUUCCUCUUCCCCAAAGAAAAAUGGCAUAGUGCUCAAAAUAAUUUUGUACAGUGUGCAUGCAGCACUGCUCUGCAGCUUCCAAGUCCAAUAGGCUCCACUUUAGUCAUGUUUACUAAACUGCCAGUGGCACUUUAUUUUCUUUUUUCUUUUUUUUUUUAUUAAGGUAUCAUUGAUAUACAGUUCUUAUGCUCAGGUUUCACAUGAGCAGUAUUGUGGUUACUACAUUCCCCCUCUUAUCAGGUCCCCACCACAUACCCCAUUACAGUCACUGUCCAUCAGCAUAGUAAGAUGCUAUAGAGUCACUAGUCUUCUCUGUGCUGUACUGCCUUCCCCACGCCUCCCCUACAUUAUGUGUGCUAAUCAUAAUGCCCCUUAAUCCCCUUAACCCUCCCUUCCCACCAGUGGCACUUUAUUUUCUAAUAUUUAUUUAAUAACUAUCCAGUUAUAAUGUUAGUCACCAAAGGAAGGUGGUGGAAUAUCUGUUAUUUAUUUUACUGGGCAUUACUAAGAGGCACAUUUCUACCUUGUAUUCUUUUUUAAAUUCAAGUACAGGAGAUUAGUUCCUGAAGUUGUUUAUGAGUGUAUUCUCAUGUCAACAUACAUGAUUUAAACCUUUAACUCUCUGUGCCUUGAUGAGAAUAUCACACCAUUCAGAGUACAGAUAACUUUGCCUUUUUUUAAAAGCCAUUAUUUUACAAGAAUUAGUACCAACACUGCAAAUAACUAGUCCUCACAGUUUUACCUUUAGCAGUUUCUUAGAAACUUACUUUCUGUAUUCCUUGUAGAUGCCUCAAAAACUUUUUUUGUAAACCUCAUCAAAUAUUUUUCUACAUAGUUGCAGAAACUUUUGGGAGUGUCUCUCAUUUUCAGAUCUGCAGAACCAUAGCCUCAAUGAACAUGCAAGAAUGCAGAGUAAGGACAUUGUAGACCACAUUAUAGCGAUGUCCAGUGUCUAAUGAAAGCUGUAUUGUUGGUGUCUAUGAAAAUGCCCUGUAGUUUUCUGGAAUUACUGGAAAAUGCCAGAAGCUCAUGUACUGGUUCCCCUUGUGGUCCACCAGAGUCCUGUCUGCAGUGUAGCUGUUUUAAGUGCUUACGGUUAUUUAGUCCAGGAAGCUGUUACCUUAUCAAUGAUGAUCUUAAAAUUUCCUCCCCUGGGGCAGUGUGGGCCAAAUUAAAUGAACCCAACUCCCCUGCAAAAGUACAAGCACAGUUAUCCCAUGGAGAAGUCUCUUAUUUGGUUGACAUGUGCUCCUCAGAUUUAUCCCAUUACCUUAAGAAUUCAUUACAGUGCUUGCUUUAACUUUGGUAGUCCCUGCCACUUUGAUGACAUUUGACUUGCAAUGGGGCAAGGUGGCAGAAGUGUUUGUUUUUUAAAGAUUCUUCCCUAUGUCUGUUUCCUAUAUUUUUCUAUACUUGGAGUUUCUAAAGUACAGUGCUAAUUGACUGAAUUCCUUUAAAAAAAUCUAACCUGAUAUAAACAGUAUCCUGCUUAAUAGACAUCUAGAGGUAGAAUUACACACUCAACUCAUGUUUGGUGUUUUAAAGUAAAAGCAGGAGUGACUUGGAGGACCAAAGAAAUUGUUAGCUAUGUAUUUAUCUUUCUGAGAUCAAUUGUAUUCCUUUUUAAUGACUCUUUGCUCAGACAUUCCUUAGAAGUGUUCUCAUAAAGGUCUAAUGUACUCACAGGCUGUUGUCUUAUUGGUAAAUGCAAAGUACUUGCCUUGUCUGUUUACUCUGGUCUGUAGUACUUUAAAAUUACCUUUUCAUAUCCAUGGCCUUGAGUCACCUUUGGGGAUUUUUAAGAAUUUGAUGUGUUUAAAUACACUGUUAAAGUUAAUUGUUUGAGUUUUAUGUAUGUGUAUGUUCUUGAAGUUGGUUCUGUUUAAAUUAUUAAAGUGUUAUACUUUGUUCUUGUGAAAGUAGUUUCUUUCUGAACCACUGUGUAGAUAGAUCAGUAAAUUCAUUUAAUGGUAUUGUGUUUUACCUAAGGCCCUGGUAAGGGCUGCUCUCAGCCACCAGGCUGCUAGAAUGAAGUCCCAGCGGCAGUACAGACCCAACCGGGCUCUGUUGCCCUUUGGCACUGCGUUUGGCAUCUCUGCCCUCACCCUCCUGCCAGGGACGGGGAGAUGCGGGGGGAUGGUGAGGAAUCUGAGGUGCCCUCUGCAGUUCCGGGGAUAAGCGUGUUCCCAGCCCGCGGCAGAUACUGCAGUGAAACCAAAAUCAGUGGAGGGAACAGCUAGAUGGGAGAAGCUCUUUAUUGCUUACAAGAGGCCUGACUCCCGUUCGUCUCUCC